AUGGCUGUCAUGAUGAUGAAGUACAUGCCUCAUGCUCAGAUGAUCCUGGCGCAGGCCGCCUUCAACAGGGGGCUCAACCCCUACGUCUACGUCACCUACCGCUACCUCCUCGCCGCCUGCAUCCUCUGCCCAUUCGCCUACUUCUACGAGAAGACGUUGAGGCCUAAAAUGACACUGAUGCUGUUCCUAGAGAUAUUCGUACUGUCACUUCUAGGGGGGAGCUUAACUCUGAACAUGUAUUUCUCAAGGUUGAAGUACACAUCCCCAACUUUUGUCACCUCCAUGAUAAACACAGUGGCUUCAAUCACAUUCGUCAUCGCCAUCGUCCUCAGGAUGGAGAUCGUAGACGUGAUGACCCUGCGAAGGAUCGCGAAGAUCGCAGGGACCAUGGUGUCGUUGGCCGGGGCGACCACCAUGAACCUUUACAGAGGAGCGGCGGUGAAGAGGCUGUGGAGGGCGCCCAUUCACAUACACGGCACCGGCGGCAGCGGCGGCGGCGUUGAUCAUGUGGUGGCACAUGAGAGCUGGGUGAAAGGGUCGCUCCUCGCGCUGGCAAGCUGCAUCUGCUGGUCAAUCUGGAUCAUCUUGCAGCGCGACGUCGAAGAUUGGCUCAUUGGCUUCGGCCUCAACUUCUGGUGCAUCGUGUACACGGCAAUCGCCUGCAAUGGCCUGACUGUGAUCAUUCAGCUGUGGUGUAACAAGAAGAAAGGCCCUGUGUUUGUCACCAUGUUCAAUCCCCUCCUCACCGUCAUGGUGGCCAUCCUCGCCUAUGUCGUCUUUGGUGAAAAUCUCUACGCUGGAAGCGUGAUUAGAGGCGUGCUUGUGAUUCUGGGGCUUUACAUGUUGCGGUGGGGCAAGGACAAAGACCAAGAGCAACAACACUGA
Miscanthus lutarioriparius is the source of this 885-nucleotide messenger RNA. The record is from the annotation of a GenBank genome assembly. Lineage: Eukaryota; Viridiplantae; Streptophyta; Magnoliopsida; Poales; Poaceae.